UUUUGUUGCCCUUUGACAGCUCCCGCGGAAUUUCCUUCAUUUUCUCCUUCUUCCGUGAUAUUUGAUAUAUCUGGAGAGGCAGGCUAUAGGAUGAUGGUGUGUGGUCUGUCCCGUGAGGUGACCCUGGCGGUGCUGCCCAGGCUGUACGUGGAGGAGCUGAUCCUGGAGCUGGGCAGGAGGAACAUCCAUCCCCUCACCGACUCCAGCAGCCGCGAGGACCUCAUCAGUCUGCUGUGUGACGUCAUGAUUGAGGAGUACAGCCGGGGUAGGCGGGCCGCGUGUGUCAAUGUACCGAGAGAACAGAGUGGCACAACAACAGCCGUGACAAGACAGACAUCAGGCAACACUACAGCAGAACCAGCACCAAAGAGAAGUACAGCAUGUGUGGAAAGGGAGAGAAGGGGUAGCGGUCGGGCGGAGAGUAGUUUCGGUAAGCAGACAAGUACAAGUGUACCUGUACGAGAAACACCACUAGCUAAAGACGACACGGGUGAUGUGAUAGUUGUGGAAGACGACGAACCUGAUGAACUUGCCAAAGGCAUUGAAAAUAGACGUCAAGAAGAGGCUCCAAGGAUAGGAACUCCAACAGGCACAGCAGUACGUACACACCAACAUUCCAGACCUCAGCCGAGCCCUGUUCAGAGAGGCACACAUAGCAAGGGACCGCCUGCAUGUAACACUCCUGAUGCACUCUCUAGCUCAGGUAUCCAAAGGGUGCUGUCACCACAAGAUAACAGCAUCAGGAUGGACAACUGUGUGGAGAGGAACAGUAGAGGAGUGGGAUCACCCAGGGAAAGAGAUGUGACAGCACAGGAAAUUCCAGAAGUUGAAGAGGGAGCAGCUCAGCCAGAUUCCAGUCUGAAUCCUGCCCAACCAGAGGAAGAGCCCAGAACUGAGGUUUCCACGAAUGUGGAGACAAACGGCUAUACCGGAGUAGGUCAAGGACCGACUAUCACGACUGAUGAUAGUCCACAUGAACGAGAACCAUCUGUGGUAGAGGUAGAUGGGCCAGAAGUGAUGAUGGACACAUCAAGCAACCUCACAGAGCAGUCAUCUCAUGACACUGGACAGAAAGAUGCUAGUACCACAGGUGCAGUACGGCCAGUAGAGUCUUUGGCCAGGUAUGGCCAAGAAUUCAUGGACUCUGCAAGACCAGGCUAUGUGCAGAUAUUGCCAGGCUACUUGCAGACAUUGCCUGGCGUUUCUACCUCUGUGUCUGACCCAAUGUUUCAGCCACCAAACACAGAGAUGACAACAACAUACCCCACUCUUCUAGAGGCAUUGGGAACUGAAGGGUCUUCAUUGAAUGACUCACUGCCAGUGUCACUGCUCGGAACCCAGCAGCCCACUUGCAUGGUGAAGACAUCUGAAGAAGCCAUGGCCAUCUGGCAGAAUUUGUCUGAAAGAAAUAGUACUGCUGAGCCUGAUGGUGCCAUCGCAAAGCCCAAACGCAGAAGAAAGAACUCUACUUGUCAGGAGUGUGGGUACAAGGCCCCCUCUAACAGUGCUCUGGUUAUUCACAUGAGGAAACACACGGGGGAGAAACCAUACGAAUGUGAUGUGUGUGGCUACAGGACGGCUUAUAAGACAGCACUGGUGGGCCAUAGGAUGACACAUAAUGGCAACAGGCCUUUCAUGUGUGGGGAAUGUGGUUUCAGAACAGGUCAAAAGAGACACUUACAACAACACAUGACUACCCACUUGCAAGAUGGGGGUAACAACAAGCAACCCCAGGCUACAGAGGCAACUGUACAAGAGGACUUGCAUUUACAGGUCUCGAAUAAAUAGUCUGAAAAGGGACUCCAAAAGAGUAGGGAUGACAAUCAGAUAAAAGUAACUUGUGUGAUUGCAUGUCCACAAGUUUCACUACAUACAGUUGUAUGUUUCUAGAAAACCAGCAAUCCCAACUGUUAACUACUACACAUGUAGUAUACUAUCCCCUUCUUCUGACCUCAUUGGACGAUUUGAGGAACAAGACAUGGAAUCAUUCUCAUGCAUUAUUGUGUACAAACAUUUGGACAACAGUGCAAGUGGUGCAACAAAAAGAUGUGAAACAAAAAGGGGCACCUGAUCUACUAGUGGUCUUCUCAAAGAGAUGUUGACAGGGAAUAGGAUAGUUCAAAAACAACACAACCAUCUGUUAAUAUGUAUUCAUGUACAUACACUUUACACAGUCCAUAUAUGUAUAAUUAUAUAGCUAAUGUAUUUGCAUGUUUAGUUUGUUACAUGUAGACAAUGAGGUACUAGUAUACAAAUAGAUGAUUGCUUGUAGACAGCAGCAAUUCAUAAGAAAUAUCUUUGUUCUGGUUCAGAUGCAUGCUUCUUCUUCUAAUUGCAUUGAUUACCAUAAUUUCAUUAACUUUAUGUAAAGUACACAUAUAUAGAUGUGUAGGUUAAAAAAAGUAAUUGCCAAUAUAUUAUAUUUUUCAAUAUGUUAUCAUAAUGUAGACUAGUAUUGUAUCCAAUUGAAUGUGCAAUUACUUACCUGAACCACAGAAGUUUUUGUUUUAAGAGCACAUCUUUUAUAGUUCCAAAAAUCUGUGUUUGUGAAGAUGACAUUAUUUAUGUUAAUUAGUAGUUUCAAAAGUUAGUAAUGUCUUUGUCUGUAAUGACAAUGGUUUACUAACGAUGGACAGAAGGUGAUGUUGUAUUUUUGUAU
Messenger RNA from Branchiostoma belcheri (Belcher's lancelet), 2659 nucleotides. RefSeq names its product zinc finger and BTB domain-containing protein 20-like. Gene Ontology annotation, cellular component: nucleus. The transcript is spliced from 2 exons. The record is from RefSeq and is a predicted model, not a curated record. Gene Ontology annotation, molecular function: DNA-binding transcription factor activity, RNA polymerase II-specific; RNA polymerase II transcription regulatory region sequence-specific DNA binding. The coding region runs from base 91 to 1788 and encodes 565 amino acids. Lineage: Eukaryota; Metazoa; Chordata; Leptocardii; Amphioxiformes; Branchiostomatidae. Gene Ontology annotation, biological process: regulation of transcription by RNA polymerase II.